Molecule: messenger RNA, 573 nt
Organism: Moneuplotes crassus
Lineage: Eukaryota; Ciliophora; Spirotrichea; Euplotida; Euplotidae
Source: the annotation of a GenBank genome assembly
AUUUAUAUAUGAUCAUGGAACCAGGUUUCAAACAAGGAUCUACCUUUAAAUUCCUCAGAAGUGUCAACAUAGCUAUACUCAUCAUCAACUUCCUCUUUAUCUGGGGAUCUAGCCAGAAAUACGGUAUCUUUAUGGAUAUUUUACCUUAUCACCUUGUGUUUAUCUUACCAAGCGCUCUUUACCACAUGUUGGGAAGUAAGGAUGAAGUAUCUUCUCAUCCUAGAGUAAGAAAAAUACUCUCUAGACUUGGAUCAGUGUUCCAUUUGUUCCUUAUCUUAGCCUUUGUUAUAAAUUAUGUAAAGCUCGCAAAUUCUACAGAAGAGAACGAAAUUUACCUCUUGUGGGCAAUAAUGUUCUUCCUCAGUUUUCCAGCAGCAAUCAUAUCGGUUUCAUUCUUGCUGAUGGUAUUAUUACCUUCUGAACCAAAAAGAUUGAUCUUGGUAACCACUAAUCAUUGUCAAAUGGAUAGACCGCUGAUUUACUCUAGCACUCCAAAACCACUCACCUUGCCCUAUCAGCAUUUAAGCCCAUAACUCCUAAUCAUUCCUGAAUAAAUGGGUAGUACAAUUCAAC